AUGGAUAAUUUAAUGUGUAUCUUAGUGGAAAUAUCAAAGAUCAAUAUUGAUUCAUUGGAUAGUAUAACAUGCAAAGUAUUGAUAUCUAGAAUUUUGGGAACAUUUUUGAUGUAG
Babesia microti strain RI is the source of this 114-nucleotide messenger RNA. RefSeq lists its product as hypothetical. NCBI's taxonomy places the organism in Eukaryota, Apicomplexa, Aconoidasida, Piroplasmida, Babesiidae. The transcript has 2 exons. Bases 1 to 114 code for a protein of 37 amino acids. The record is from RefSeq and is a predicted model, not a curated record.